AUGUUGUCCUUUGCGUUUUUGCUGCUGUGUGUGCCGGCGUGGACGCUGGAGCUGGUGAACGUUGCCCUCACCGUGGACGGUAUUGCUGGCUUGCCCGACGCGGGCGCAAUUGCGCUCGACGCCGAGAGCAAGCGCAUCGAGCUCGAGUUCGACAUGACCGUCGGUGGGAAUCCUGUCUCGAGCCCCCCACAGCAGGUGAGCGUUGUGCUCACGGGCGACGGCGUGGACUCGUACCAUUACCCCACCGUGAAGGGUGCAGAGGCCAAACUAACCGUGCCGGUGGCAAAACUGUCUCCCUUCAUCAAACAAAGCCCCGAGAUCGUGGUGAGCGUUCUUACGGGAGACCCAGACACAGAGAAAAACUACUUUGAGCCGGUCGGCAAGCUACAGGCCGGUCUGUCCGCACGGUCGAGACCAGCCAGGUUCGGUGCGAAGGAGGAGAUCGUGCACCAGUUUGGCGGGCUGCCGAAACACGUGAAUCCUGUUAUUUCCAUUAUAUUCAUUGGGGGAGUGGUGGCCCUGACGGUGGGGCUUUUUGCCGGGUGGACAGGCGUCAAGGCGGUGAACUUCGACAACCUAGGCAAGCUGCCAGCCGGGUUCACCGUGCAGUUUCUAGCCACGUUGGCUCUGAUCGAGCUGAUCUUUGUGGACUAUUUUCUAGAGGCCUCGAUUUUCACCACCAUCUUCAGAACGUUUGUUGUUGGUGUUGUGAGCGUGUACCUUGGGUCGAAAGUGCUGCGUGCGCUACACGGGUUGCGCGAGGCGGGCAAGAGAUGA
Messenger RNA from Ogataea philodendri, 777 nucleotides. RefSeq lists its product as uncharacterized. Bases 1 to 777 code for a protein of 258 amino acids. Gene Ontology annotation, cellular component: membrane; oligosaccharyltransferase complex. Gene Ontology annotation, biological process: protein N-linked glycosylation. The transcript has a single exon. The record is from RefSeq and is a predicted model, not a curated record. Lineage: Eukaryota; Fungi; Ascomycota; Pichiomycetes; Pichiales; Pichiaceae.